CGGUGCAGAAAGGAAAGGCGGAACAGACCUCCGGGCCCAGGCAGGCCGGCCGAAUGAGGAGGCUCUUGGGCUUUGAGUGGACGGAUUUGUCUAGCUGGCGGAGGCUGGUGACCCUGCUGAAUCGGCCGACGGACCCUGCCAGCCUGGCUGUCUUCCGUUUUCUCUUCGGGUUCUUGAUGGUGCUGGACAUUCCCCAGGAGCGGGGGCUCAGCUCCCUGGACCGAAGGUACCUGGAUGGGCUGGACGUGUGCCGCUUCCCCUUGCUGGAUGCCCUGCACCCACUGCCACUUGACUGGAUGUAUCUUGUCUAUACCAUCAUGUUUCUGGGUGCACUGGGCAUGAUGCUGGGCCUGUGCUAUCGGAUAAGCUGUGUGUUAUUCCUGCUGCCAUACUGGUACGUGUUUCUCCUGGACAAGACAUCAUGGAACAACCACUCCUACCUGUAUGGUCUGUUGGCCUUUCAACUGACAUUCGUGAAUGCAAAUCACUACUGGUCUGUGGACGGCCUGCUGAGUGCCCGCAGGAGGAAUGCCCAUGUGCCCCUUUGGAACUACGUACUGCUACGCGGCCAGAUCUUCAUCGUGUACUUCAUCGCGGGUGUGAAGAAGCUGGACGCAGACUGGGUUGAGGGCUAUUCCAUGGAACACCUGUCCCGGCACUGGCUCUUUAGCCCCUUCAAGCUGUUGCUGUCGGAGGAGCUGACUAGCCUGCUGGUGGUGCACUGGGGCGGGCUGCUGCUUGACCUCUCGGCCGGCUUCCUGCUCUUUUUCGAUGCAUCAAGAUUCGUUGGCCUCUUCUUUGUGUCCUACUUCCACUGCAUGAAUUCCCAGCUUUUCAGCAUCGGGAUGUUCCCCUACGUCAUGCUGGCCAGCAGCCCUCUCUUCUGCUCUCCCGCGUGGCCUCGGAAGCUGAUGUCCCACUGCCCCAUGAGGCUGCAGGAACUGUUGCCCCCCAAGGCUGCCCCUCAGCCCAGCGCCUCCUGCAUGUACAGGAAGAGCCGGACCAAGAGCGGCCAGAAGCCAGGGCUGUGCCACCAGCUGGGUGCCGCCUUCACCCUGCUCUACCUCCUGGAGCAGCUCCUCCUGCCCUACUCGCACUUCCUCACCCAGGGCUACAACAACUGGACCAACGGGCUGUAUGGCUACUCCUGGGACAUGAUGGUGCACUCCCGCUCUCACCAGCACGUGAAGAUCACCUACCGGGAUGGCCGCACGGGCGAGCUGGGCUACCUCAACCCUGGGGUAUUCACGCAGAGCCGGCGAUGGAAGGACCACGCAGACAUGCUGAAGCAGUACGCCACUUGCCUCAGCCGCCUGCUUCCCAAGUACAACGUCACCGAGCCCCAGAUCUACUUUGACAUCUGGGUCUCCAUCAAUGACCGCUUCCAGCAGAGGAUUUUUGAUCCUCGUGUGGACAUCGUGCAGGCCGCUUGGUCCCCCUUCCAGCGUACACCUUGGCUACAGCCGCUCUUGAUGGACCUGUCUCCCUGGAGGGCCAAGCUGCAGGAAAUCAAGAGCAGCCUGGACAACCACACGGAGGUGGUCUUCAUUGCAGACUUCCCUGGGCUGCACUUGGAGAAUUUUGUGAGCGAAGACCUGGGCAACACUAGCAUCCAGCUGCUGCAGGGGGAGGUGACGGUGGAGUUGGUGGCAGAACAGAAGAACCAGACUCUUCAGGAAGGAGAGAAGAUGCAGCUGCCUGCUGGCGAGUACCACAAGGUGCACACAACGUCACCUGGUCCUUCCUGCUACAUGUACAUCUACGUCAACACUACAGAGCUUGCCCUGGAACAAGACCUGGUCUACCUGCAAGAACUCAAGGAGAAGGUAGAGAAUGGAAGUGAAACAGGGCCUCUGCCUCCAGAGCUGCAGCCUCUGUUUGAAGGGAAAGUCAAAGGGGGCCCGGAGCCAACACCUCUGGUUCAGACAUUUCUUAGACGCCAGCAGCGGCUCCAAGAGAUGGAACGCCGGCGAAACGCCCCUUUCCACGAGCGACUCGCCCGCUUCUUGCUGCGAAAGCUCUAUGUCUUUCGCCGCAGCUUCCUGAUGACUUGCAUUUCACUUCGAAAUCUGGUAUUAGGCCGCCCUUCUCUGGAGCAGCUGGCGCAAGAGGUGACUUACGCGAACUUGCGGCCCUUUGAGCCAGUGGAAGAAUCGAGUCCUUCAGAUACGGAUUCUUCAGAUCCUGAUCCUCUCGAGUCCGUUUCUGAUGUCCACUCAGAGCUCUGAGGGGGGCCAGAUGUUGGGUGCAGAUGUGGAAGCCAGUCACGGGCCUAUCCGGUGUAGUGGACAUCUGAAAAAAAUUAUCUUUUUUUUUUUUUUUAACUUUUUUCCUCCUUCUUUAAAGCUCUUUUUGGAUUCAGAUAUGACAGCUUAGAGAAGCCAAAGAAAUAAAGCAAGGGUAAGAGUUAUCGAAGAUUCAGGGGCCAGGAGGAGGCUAGCAGCAUUGUUAAAAUGUCCUCCUAGGAUAUGAGGGCAAGAAUUAGGUUUAGAAUGGCUGGCUCUUUGGGGAAAAAGAUUUCAUGUACCGUGGUAACAAUAAUAGCUAGCUGUUCCCAAGUGUUUGCUCUGUGCUGGGCACUAUGUGAAGCAGUGUAUCUGCAUUAUCUCAUUAGACUGAGAAGCAAAAUAAUUUGCCCGAAGACAUAUAGCUAGUGACAGGUGGACUGAUGGUUUGAACUUUUAAGUGUUUCACUUAGGUCCUGUACCCUGUCACUUGUAAUUUUUGGAACUACUCAUAAUAAGUCUGAAAUAAUGUAGCUUCAAACUUAAUUAGAAAUGUUAGGAUGGGGAUCAGGUUGUAAAUGCAACAAAGCUCUCCUUCCUUCUUUGUUCUUAUCAUGUAUGUAGCCAGUUUCUCGCUAGCAAUUAUGAGUCGUCAGAAUAGCACCAUCAGUUUCUUAAUAAGGAAAUCUAGAUGAUUGAUAGUAUUUCUCUAAAAAUAAGCUUAGUAUUUAAUAUUAUUAGCCUUUAGUGAGCAGAAGGUGAUGUAAAAUAAGAAUUAACCACACUGGAUGAGGGAUUAGGGGAUGUUUACAGACACUGUAGGUUUGGAUGCACAAGGGUGAUUCAGGAAACUGUUUGGUCCACAAAAACUCAAAAGGCUUGCACUGAGCCAGGAAACAAGAAUGCGGCGUUUAAAAAUAAGGGUUCCUGUGUUGGGAGCUUCUAGUUUUGUAGCCGACUGGGCAUUAAUGGGCAGUCUCGGGAACUUCUCCAGAAGUCUCGCAUCUCUCCCUGGGCUUCUCUUCCCAUGUUCUCAGGCGCCUUCCCCUGGGACAGGGAUCCCAGGGUUUUCUCCUACGUCCCUGCCUUUUCACUGCAUAUUUCACAAGACAGUGCCUACUCUGUGAUCCAGUGACGUUAGGUCUCCUUCCUGUGCCCUGGACCUAUAGGUUUAAGCUCCACAUGGAUGUCCCAUAAGGCUAAACUCGCCAUCCUAAACAGAACAUAGAUGCAUUCCCACCUCU
This is a messenger RNA of Carlito syrichta (Philippine tarsier), 3469 nucleotides long. RefSeq names its product gamma-glutamyl carboxylase (gene GGCX). The record is from RefSeq and is a predicted model, not a curated record. The transcript has 14 exons. Gene Ontology annotation, biological process: peptidyl-glutamic acid carboxylation. The coding region runs from base 54 to 2228 and encodes 724 amino acids. Gene Ontology annotation, molecular function: vitamin binding; gamma-glutamyl carboxylase activity. Lineage: Eukaryota; Metazoa; Chordata; Mammalia; Primates; Tarsiidae.